AUGGGUACAAAUAUUAUUCUGCAGCAGAAUUUUGAAGCGCUGAUGAUUACAAUGGUUUUGAUGUCGGUUGAGGUUGUGGCACCUCUGAAGAACCACCCAUCGUUCAGUUGGAACCUUCUGAACGUUCAACAUGCAUCUAAUCUCAAAUCACAUCCAUCUAAUCUCAAAUCACAUCCAUCUAAUCUUACUGCUACAUAUUUGUUCAACGCUCUACAAACUAACCAAAAUCUAACUGUUGCUUAUGCUGCAUCAACCGAUAACAAUUAUAACAAUACCAGUAUUAAUUUGCCAUAUUCAACAACUGCUGCUACCACUUCUUCUACUACUAAAACUCUUCUAACUAAUGCUAGUAUUACAUCUGAUUCAGUUACGUCUGUAACGUUCAACAACAGUAAUAUUAAGAGUUGUAAUAGUAGUGAUAGUCAAAAGAAUUAUGACAAUGAUGUUAUUAAUAAUAAUAAGUAUAGUAUUAGUAGUAGUAUUCUCAGACACAAAGGCAUGCAGUUGGAUGCAUUGAAUAACAUCUUCAUCGACCAGCAACAUCAUCGUCAUCCACCAACUCUACUAGCAACAUCAUUAUCAUCAUCAUCGUUAUCAUCACGGCGUCGUCUUGGUGACAGCAAGAUCAACAAUCCAUUUCCGGUUGAGUCUGGAAGCGGAAGUGGUCGGUACGUAGAUGGUGGAGAGAAGGAGUUGCUUUCGUUGCCAACUCAGCUAUCUUCGUCAUCAUCAUCGUCGUCAUCUUCGUUUUCAUCAUCAUCACUAUUGACAUCAUUAUCAUCAUCGUCGUCGUAUCCAGCAAGCGUUGAAACUACCUCAGACGCAAAUGAAAACAAUUUGAAUAUUUUUUCAAAAAAUAUUUCCGAGUUUUAUAACGACUCGUCGUCGUCAUCACUCCCACAAUCAUCAUCAUCGUCGUUAUCACGAUCAUCAAUAUCGCAGUCACCAUCAAAUCGUCAUCGUCGCUCUAUCAGUCGCAGGAACCUACGUAGCAACCACCACAACCACAACUUUGCCACUUCAAAACUUCAUCCGACGACAAACUCGCUUACGUCAUCAGCAACAACAGCAACAACAACAUCGUCAUCUUCGUCAUUUCCGAACUGCAAACCAAUGCCAAGUGUGGUUCUGUGGCAGAGAAUUGAUCCAGGACAGUUCCUCAACUACAUGCAGAAGCAGACGAACAUGCGUGCAGGUCUGAAGAAGAAGAAGAAGAUUAAUAAUAAUUAUAAUAUUUAUAAUAAUAAUAAUAAUUACAAUUAUAAUAAUAACGAUGAUGACGCUUUUGGUGGUAGAAGUGGGGAAAGGGACGAUGAAAGUGAGGACGGUGGUGUUAGUGAUGAUGCAGAUGUUGGCGGCGAGGGCGAGGGAGCUUUAAAACAUUCCAACAACAACAACAAUUUAUCUCCGGGAUCUCGUUUUAAACGGUCUUACGACGACGACGACGACAACUCUGAUGAGGGUGUCCACGAUGAGAAUGAUGACGUCACGAACACGUCAUCAGAUACAAUUGACGACGAUGACGAUGAAGGGGAUGAAAAGGAAAAUGACGAUGAUGAUGAUGGUGACGUAGAAGAUGACGUCACAACCGCAGCAAGACCAACUAACACAUUGAUGGCGAAAAUGGAGACAUCAUUUGUUAAUGAAGAUUCUAAUAAGAAUAACAACAAAAACAACAACAACAAUAAUAAUAAUAAUAAUAAUAACGAAGGCAGAUCUAGGACGACAGCAGCCGCAACAAUGGGGACGACAGAAGGAGAGAGGCGCGUUCGUUCGGCGAGGUCGACGCGUAGGAACGUCAACAGACCAACGACAGCGAAGCAUCGCAAGGAAAAAAUCAAACAGAAUAAAAGUAAGGACAGCAACUUCAAAAACCACAACCACCACCAGCACGACCCCUCCAACGUCAAACCACCAUGGCACUGCCACCUGGAGAAGCAGUGGGUCCCGAUGCCUCCGAACACCUACCCCCCCUACGUCAUGUCGGGCAGGUGUCUUCAGAAACAAUGCAUGGACGGAUUGUACGAGUGCAGAGCCAGAAAGUACGCCGUUAAUAUGAUGACGAAGAAUGUCGGCCACUGCAACCCGCUGCCCCUCAUCAGCAAGUUUGCAAACUCCAGCACGGUCUUCGAGCAGAGCUGGAGCUUCUCCCACUACAAAGCUGUCGUCGGCUGCGAGUGCUCGCAGAUCAAGAGAGCCGGAGUUUCGGCUUUAGUAGGAGGAGCUAAGAAAAAAGAUGUGACGUCAACGAUUUCGAUAGUGACGUCAUCGUCGACGUCUGUCACAGAGGCUGCAUCGUCGUCAAGAGAUGGUGCAAUGGCCACCAAUGCAGAAAAUGAAAACCAAUUGAAUGCACUCUCUACAACUAUUCACUCUACUGUUCAAUUUGUUUCAACAUUCAGACAUCAAAAUAUUGCUCUAUGGAUCUAA
Messenger RNA from Helobdella robusta, 2430 nucleotides. RefSeq lists its product as hypothetical. NCBI's taxonomy places the organism in Eukaryota, Metazoa, Annelida, Clitellata, Rhynchobdellida, Glossiphoniidae. The transcript is spliced from 3 exons. The record is from RefSeq and is a predicted model, not a curated record. The coding region runs from base 1 to 2430 and encodes 809 amino acids.